AUGGCCAGCCAACAAAAGCGCGGGAUGUUCAUCGUCUUCGAGGGUCUGGACAGAUCAGGCAAGAGUACUCAAGUUGAACUCCUCCGCCAGGAGCUCAUUAGGGAGUCUGGCUCGGACACGAGUACUGUCACUAUGAAGUUUCCUGAUCGUACCACUCCGAUCGGGCAAAUAAUCGACUCGUACCUUCAACAGCAAACCAGCUUGGACGAUCAAGCUAUACAUCUUCUCUUCUCCGCUAAUCGUUGGGAAGACGCAUCGGACAUCAUGUCCCACCUGGAAUCGGGCGUGACCGUUAUCGUAGAUCGGUACGCCUUUUCCGGCGUCGCGUUUUCCUUGCAGAAGGGUUUCUCGUACGAAUGGUGUCAAUCUCCGGAUAGGGGGCUACCUGCGCCCGAUCUCAUCUUGUUCUUGGAUAUCAAUCCUGAGGUAGCCGGUAGUCGGGGCGGCUACGGGGACGAGCGUUACGAACAGAAAAAAGUUCAGAAAUCUGUUCUGGAGGCGUUCUCGUGCGUCAAGAACGAGGUGAUUAAGGAAGGAUACAAGUGGGUCGAUAUAGAUGCCAGCCAGGGGGUGAACCAAGUCAAGGAUGCGGUCUUGAAAGCGGUUCGCGAGGCUGCCUCGCAGGUGAACGGGCCAGUCAGACAACUGUGGGCACCGUCUGCAUAACUCUAGUGUGUGCGCAGGUGAAGGAAUUCACCGAUUCGAGUACAUACCUCUGUUUCGUCUCGAAAUUGCUGUCGAAGAAGAACAGUAGAGUCAACAAGAAUAGGAAACGCUAGACAUGCUUGUAUGGCACCUCUAUCCCAGUACCAUAUGUUCAC
Messenger RNA from Coniophora puteana RWD-64-598 SS2, 821 nucleotides. Its product is annotated as thymidylate kinase. The transcript has 3 exons. Gene Ontology annotation, molecular function: ATP binding; dTMP kinase activity. Gene Ontology annotation, cellular component: nucleus; cytosol; cytoplasm. NCBI's taxonomy places the organism in Eukaryota, Fungi, Basidiomycota, Agaricomycetes, Boletales, Coniophoraceae. The record is from RefSeq and is a predicted model, not a curated record. The coding region runs from base 1 to 666 and encodes 221 amino acids. Gene Ontology annotation, biological process: dTTP biosynthetic process; dTDP biosynthetic process; dUDP biosynthetic process.